AUGAAGUUGUCUUCGCUUGCCACUCUGGCGGCUUCUUUUCCCCCAGCACUUGCUGGCUUGGUUGGGCACCCCCGUGCCACUACCUUUAACAAUCCCAUCAUCUACUCAGAUUUCCCAGACAACGAUGUAUUCCUGGGUCCGGACAACUACUACUACUUCUCGGCUUCCAACUUCCAUUUCAGCCCUGGAGCCCCCAUUUUAAAGUCCAAAGAUCUGCUCAACUGGGAUCUCAUCGGCCAUUCAAUUCCCCGCUUGACCUUUGGCGACGGCUAUGAUCUUCCUCCUGGCUCACGCUCUUAUCGUGGGGGUACUUGGGCCUCAUCCCUAAGAUACAGGAAGAGCAAUGGACAGUGGUACUGGAUCGGCUGCAUCAACUUCUGGCAGACCUGGGUGUUUACCGCCUCAUCGCCCGAAGGUCCUUGGUACAACAAGGGCAAUUUCGGCGAUAACAACUGCUACUACGACAAUGGUAUACUGAUCGACGAUGAUGACACAAUGUAUGUCGUAUACGGCUCUGGUGAGGUCAAAGUAUCUCAGCUAUCCCAGGACGGAUUCAGUCAGGUCAAAUCCCAGGUAGUUCUCAAGAACACUGAUAUUGGUGUCCAAGACUUGGAGGGCAACCGUAUGUACAAGAUUAAUGGGCUCUACUAUAUCCUGAACGAUAGUCCAAGUGGUAGUCAAACCUGGAUUUGGAAGUCGAAGUCACCCUGGGGCCCUUAUGAGUCCAAGGUCCUCGCCGACAAGGUCACCCCACCUAUCUCGGGUGGUAACUCGCCUCAUCAGGGUAGUCUCAUCAAGACUCCCAGUGGUGACUGGUACUUCAUGUCAUUCACUUGGGCCUAUCCUGCCGGCCGUCUUCCGGUUCUUGCACCGAUUACGUGGGGUAGCGAUGGUUUCCCCAUUCUUGUCAAGGGUGCUAAUGGCGGAUGGGGAUCAUCUUACCCAACGCUUCCUGGCACGAACGGUGUGACAAAGAACUGGACAAGGACUGAUACCUUCCGCGGAACCUCACUUGCUCCGUCCUGGGAGUGGAAUCAUAACCCGGACGUUAACUCCUUCACUGUCAACAACAGCCUUACUCUUCGCACUGCUAGCGUCACGAAGGAUAUCUACCAGGCGAGGAACACGCUAUCUCACCGAACUCACGGUGAUCAUCCCACCGGAAUAGUGAAGAUUGACUUCUCCCAGAUGAAGGACGGCGAUCGGGCUGGACUUUCAGCGUUUAGAGACCAAAGUGCAUACAUCGGUGUUCAUCGAGAUAAUGGAAAAUUCACAAUCGCUACGAAGCAUGGGAUGAACAUGGGAGAAUGGGAUGGACAAACAACAGACCUUGGACAAAUAAAGGCCACUUCUGAUGUGCCUUCUGGAAAAACCAAGAUCUGGCUGAGACUUCAGCUUGAUACCAACCCCGCCGGAACUGGCAACACGGUCUUUUCCUACAGUUGGGAUGGCGUCAAGUAUGAAACACUUGGUCCCAACUUCAAGCUGUACAAUGGCUGGGCAUUCUUCAUUGCUUACCGAUUCGGCAUCUUCAACUAUGCCGAGACAGCUUUGGGAGGCUCGAUCAAGGUUGAAUCUUUCACAGCUGCAUAG
Molecule: messenger RNA, 1593 nt
Organism: Fusarium subglutinans
Lineage: Eukaryota; Fungi; Ascomycota; Sordariomycetes; Hypocreales; Nectriaceae
Product: xylosidase glycosyl hydrolase
Exons: 1
Coding region: 1-1593 (530 amino acids)
Biological process (GO): carbohydrate metabolic process
Molecular function (GO): hydrolase activity, hydrolyzing O-glycosyl compounds
Source: RefSeq, a predicted model, not a curated record